Carcharodon carcharias (great white shark) is the source of this 1382-nucleotide messenger RNA. RefSeq names its product RNA polymerase I subunit G (gene polr1g). Gene Ontology annotation, biological process: transcription by RNA polymerase I. The record is from RefSeq and is a predicted model, not a curated record. Bases 65 to 970 code for a protein of 301 amino acids. NCBI's taxonomy places the organism in Eukaryota, Metazoa, Chordata, Chondrichthyes, Lamniformes, Lamnidae. The transcript has 3 exons.
UAGUACCCCCCCGCACCGCCCCCCCCCCCCCGGCGCCUCGCUCGGUGAGCAGCGGCCGCUGGUGAUGGCGGCGGUGGAGAGGGAGAGGCAGCAUUGGGAGGUGUCCAGCAGCGACAGCGAGGAUGAGGAGGAGAGUGAGGCCCAGGCCCGGGGCUCGGAGCCGCGGGGAAGCGGCGAGGUGGAGGAACCUGGUAAGAUGACGAAGUUCAAAUGCCCGUCGGAAUUUAUCCCGUGCCCACUUGCAGAGUUGUGUGAUCUCACGUCGGAGAAGGUGAACGGCCCUUCCACUGAGCUCUGGCUCAUCAAAGCCCCCGUGGACUUCGAUCCCCACGGUUUCUCUGGAAGGAAGAUCCCGUUGGUCGGAUUUCAGACGCUCAAGUCAAAGACAUGCAGGGACAAACGCUACAACGUGUUUGGCAUGUCCACCGGAGCGGGUGGGGUCUGCCUGGUCCUCCCCUCGGAGACGGCAGGCCACAUGGAGAGCUGCCCACCGUUUGCCGGCUGCAUCUCCAUCGGGGAGAGCUGGGAGGAUACGGGCGGCAGCGACGAGCCACACUCCAUCCCGGUCAGUCCGGCGCCCAGCAUCCCGCCCGGCUUGAAGCUGAGGUUCCAGCCUUUCGGCGCAACCCCGCCCAGGCAGCUGCCUCGGAAACGACGCGGGGCGGCGGCCACGACACCGAAGUCGGGUGACGCGGGGGAGGAGCCCGUGGCCAAGAGGAGGAAGGGGGCGAGAAAGACGGCAGUCAGAGGGCACGAGCCUAACCACGAAGUCACGGGUGACACUCGGAGAAAGAAGAGGGGCGACGAGCAAGAGGAGGCUGCCUGCGAACACUCGGAUACGGGAUCGCUGGAGCUCGGACACAGUGGGAGAAGGAAAGGAGGAAAGGCAAACGCAGAGAUCCCACAGACUGAGCCCUGCGAGGUGGACUUGGGUCACAAGAAGAAAAAGAAGAAAAAGGAUAAACGUUAAUCAGUGACUGAAACUCCUGAGGACGUUACCUGUUCAAAAAUAUUACACCACCACCUGGUUUACAGUGCAGUAACCCUGAGGUACGUGGGGCUGUGCCGGCAGCAGCUUCGCUGCUGUACAUUUGACAAGACUGUCUCCUCCCCUCACCCAGCUCCUGAGGGCUUUUUGUCUGAAUGCACAUUUUCUAAUUCCCAUUAGCAAACUUCACCCCCAGACAAACCCUUGCUUCUGUCAUGAUGCAGCAGCUUGCUUGCUGUUCUGCAUCCAGCCCUCCGGGUGCCUGUGUUCCUCCUCUGAGGCUGCUGCAUCUAUCCCGAUGUAAUCCUUUUGUACAUUGAAGACCAUUUCCCCCUCAAAUUCACAAUGUAUUUUUUUUUUCCAAAAAAAAAUAAAACUUGUUGUGAGAGUGUUA